Molecule: messenger RNA, 1375 nt
Organism: Anguilla rostrata (American eel)
Lineage: Eukaryota; Metazoa; Chordata; Actinopteri; Anguilliformes; Anguillidae
Gene: arfrp1
Product: ADP-ribosylation factor related protein 1
Exons: 8
Coding region: 156-761 (201 amino acids)
Biological process (GO): Golgi to plasma membrane protein transport; intracellular protein transport; protein localization to Golgi apparatus
Cellular component (GO): Golgi apparatus
Molecular function (GO): GTPase activity; GTP binding
Source: RefSeq, a predicted model, not a curated record
UGGGAAGUGAAGUUUAGAGGCUUUUCGCUGUAACCAGCUAACUGAAAUACACAAGCACUUUAUUUCACUUCAACUCCCAUAACGCAUAGCGUAUCUGCAAACACUUCCUAUUUACAGAUGACGGCAUUACGCGUCUAUCGUUUAACGUAGAAAGGAUGUACACCUUAUUAUCGGGUCUCUACAAAUACAUGUUCCAGAAGGAUGAGUACUGCAUUCUGAUUCUCGGAUUGGACAAUGCAGGAAAGACGACAUUUCUGGAACAGACCAAGACUAAAUUCAGUAGAAAUUACAAAGGGAUGAGCUUGUCCAAGAUCACAACCACAGUGGGUCUAAACAUUGGCACAAUAGAUGUAGGCAAGGCACGGCUAAUGUUCUGGGAUCUUGGAGGACAGGAGGAGUUGCAGUCGCUAUGGGAUAAAUAUUAUGCAGAAUCCCAUGGAGUGAUUUACGUGAUUGACUCCACUGAUGAAGAGCGCCUGUCAGAAUCAAAAGAGGCCUUCGAGAAAAUGAUCAGCAGUGAAGUAUUGGAAGGAGUUCCUCUUCUCGUGCUCGCCAACAAACAGGAUGUGGAAAACUGUUUAUCAGUCCCAGACAUUAAAACGGCCUUCAGCGACUGCGCUCCGAAGAUUGGGAAACGGGAUUGCCUUGUACAGCCGUGCACAGCCCUCACAGGGCAGGGCGUAAACGAAGGCAUCGAUUGGAUGGUGAAGUGCGUGGUCAGGAACAUCCACCGCCCCCCCAGGCAGAAGGACAUAACAUAGGGCCCCCCAGGGACAGAGCCAGGCCCUCCAGCAGACCCUCACACUCUGACCACGAGGCAACGGUGUUCACAUCGGCCCUGUCCACAACCACAGGAAGAAAUAUCUCACUUUACCUGUGUCCAAAUGUUGAACAUUUCCCACUGUCCUCUGUGAGUGGACAUCCAAGAUAUUUGGAACAGAUUAUUAACUCCUUUUAUUCUUCUCAGACUUGUUAUGGAUACCACGGUCAAAUUAUAACACAAAUAGAAUUUUUUAAAUGUAAGUGUACACAGACAUCUAUACUUUAAAUAUUUUCUGGCCAACAAAUACACACUACUUUGGAUGGGACUGAGCUGACUGUCCUUUAUUUUGAUGUUUGCUUUAAUUAAGAAAUUAGAUUGCAGUUGCUUACGUUGUUUUUCCAUGUUCCAUACGGCCUUUGUUCUGUCAGAAUGCAUUGACCUUUGUCCUUAACUUUGAGGAAUGGUUUGAAGUGUUACUUUUUUCCUUUUAUAUGUUUAAUUAUGUUCAGCAACCAUUUCCGUAAGAUAAGUACAAAGUGCUCAACAGCUGGACUGAACAGAGGCGUAAAUUUUAUUUCUGUGUAUUAAACUUGAAGGUGAACUUGCAAGAAA